Staurois parvus is the source of this 342-nucleotide messenger RNA. NCBI's taxonomy places the organism in Eukaryota, Metazoa, Chordata, Amphibia, Anura, Ranidae. The record is from the annotation of a GenBank genome assembly.
UGGGCACAGGUGGGUGGCACUGGUGGGCACAGGUGGGUGGCACUGGUGGGUGGGCACAGGUGGGUGGCACUGCUGGGCACAUGUAGGUGGCACUUCUGGGCACAGGUGGGGGCACUGCUGGGCACAGGUGGGGGCACUGCUGGGCACAGGUGGGGGCACUGCUGGGAACGGGUGGGCGGGGCUUGCGGGUGUCACUGCUGGGCACCGAUCAUCAGGGCACUGAUCAUCAGUGGCCCUGAUGAUCGGUGCCGAUCCCCGCUCUGACAACUGCCGGUUCUCGGCAGUACUUUCCUCACGAUCUGACAGCGUGAGGAAAGUGCAGCCGAGAACCGGCACUUGCAU